GGAAAUUCAAAGAUGGAAGAGUUUCUCUCGUGUUCAAAAAUUCCUUUUGACUUAUUUGUGAUAUUUCAGGUGUGAGAAACUUCUCUCCUCUUCCCGUGUUGCUGGAUUUUGCAAUCUCCGCCAGCCAAAAUCCAGCCAAGACCCAAUAAAACUACUUUUCUUAAUUUUUUUUUUAUUUUUUAUUCUGGGUCUUGUUUCCAACUAGCCACUGGUUUUAGAUAGAGAGAGAGAGAGAGAGAAAGAGGAAUGGAGAGCAUUUCAGCGUGGCAAUUGACGGCUCUCUGCGGAAUUGUCUCAUGGGUUGUCGUUUCUUCGUUCUUCAAUGUCACCCAAAAGCUUAGAUCUUUGCUCCAAUCGUGGGUCUCUCACCAUGUCGUCACAGGAACUCCUCUCAUUAUCCAGAUCCAGAAAUACCAUAAUGGGUUUUUGGAUUCUCUCUUCUCUGGGCUGUCCUGUAUUGUUUCUGUGCCCUUUUACACAGCCUUUCUCCCUUUGCUUUUCUGGACUGGGCAUGGAAAAUUGGCAAGGCAGAUGACUUUGCUGAUGGCUUUUUGUGAUUAUUUGGGAAACUGUAUAAAGGAUGUCGUAUCAGCUCCUAGACCAAGUUCUCCACCUAUAAGGAGAAUUACUGCUACAAAGGAUGAGGAAGAUAAUGCUAUGGAAUAUGGAUUGCCUUCUUCUCACACUCUUAAUACAGUUUGCUUAUCUGGUUUCCUAUUGUACUAUGUUCUGUCUUACACUCAACUUGAAAGCGCCUUUUUGAAUUUUGCUGGAGUUCUCCUUGUUUCCUUGCUUGUGAGCCUCAUUGGUUUUGGAAGAAUUUACCUUGGAAUGCAUAGUUUGAUCGAUGUCAUAAGUGGACUUGCUAUGGGAUUGGUGAUUCUUGCUUUUUGGCUUAUAGUUCAUGAAUACGUUGACAAUUUUAUAGUCUCGGGACAAAAUGUUACAACCUUUUGGGGUGCUCUAAGCUUCUUAUUGCUUUUCGCUUAUCCAACUCCGGAGUUCCCAACUCCAAGUUUUGAGUUUCACACGGCCUUCAAUGGUGUUGCAUUGGGAAUUGUAACCGGUGUUCAGCAAACAUACCACCAGUUUCACCACGAAGCUGUCCCACGCGUAUUCACUACUCAACUUCCAUUCUCUACUUUUGUUGGAAGAAUGCUUGUGGGAAUACCAACAAUACUUGUUGUGAAGUUCUGUAGCAAGGCUCUUGCUAAAUGGAUUCUUCCCAUCGUGUCAAAUGCUUUGGGAAUCCCAAUAAGAUCGACCACCUACAUCCCUACACUUGGUAAAUCAAGCAAUGGGAAAAACUCGAAAAAAUCGGACGAUUUCAAGCAAGCAGGUUAUAUGCAAAAAUUAUUUUUCUUCUCCAAUCAAGAAGCGUUUGACAUUGACACAGGUAUAAGGUUCCUUCAGUAUGCUGGACUUGCUUGGGCUGUGGUAGAUCUUGUUCCAUCCCUAUUCUCUCAGCUGAGCUUGUAAUGCUUGUAUAAGUAAUUAGAAAGUCCUUAUUGGAUAUGAUGUCCUUUCAAUUUUGUAAAAAUCGUAUAUUGUAUUGCUUAAAUCAGCACAACAUUAUUUGCGCUAAUGAGAAUGCAGUCUGUUCAUUGAUUAGAGCAGGCAAUGCUA
Messenger RNA from Morus notabilis, 1626 nucleotides. RefSeq names its product lipid phosphate phosphatase delta. The coding region runs from base 247 to 1479 and encodes 410 amino acids. Gene Ontology annotation, molecular function: sphingosine-1-phosphate phosphatase activity. The transcript has 8 exons. The record is from RefSeq and is a predicted model, not a curated record. Gene Ontology annotation, cellular component: endoplasmic reticulum membrane. Lineage: Eukaryota; Viridiplantae; Streptophyta; Magnoliopsida; Rosales; Moraceae.